Cercospora beticola is the source of this 1779-nucleotide messenger RNA. RefSeq lists its product as uncharacterized. Gene Ontology annotation, cellular component: Golgi apparatus; endoplasmic reticulum-Golgi intermediate compartment; cis-Golgi network. The record is from RefSeq and is a predicted model, not a curated record. Gene Ontology annotation, biological process: UDP-glucose transmembrane transport. Gene Ontology annotation, molecular function: antiporter activity. NCBI's taxonomy places the organism in Eukaryota, Fungi, Ascomycota, Dothideomycetes, Mycosphaerellales, Mycosphaerellaceae.
AUGGACGGAUCUCGCCCGAGGAGUGGCAGCCUCCUCUCUCAGCCAUCAACGAAAUACAACGCAUCCAGCAGUCGACCUCCCAUACACACUCCACCAGCCUCCGCGAUCGACCUCGAGGGUGGAGGAGCAGCGACAGCGGGUGGAGACUAUAAGAGAGGCUCCGAGUCCGAUCAGUCCAUCGACAUGGAACUGUCCUCCAUGCACUCCUCCGACGAUGAAACAUAUCCACCCGCCCACGACGGCGACUACGACUCCGAUGAUGAAGAGACGGGCUUGACACAGACUGAGCGCAAGAAGCGGCGUAGGCGGAGACGGCGGAGGCUAUCUCAAUCACAUCAUGCACAUCUCACAGCGGAAGAGAAAGGAAUAGCAAAGACUGCCCUCAUCCGGCGUCUCCUCAUAAAUGGCCUUCUCAUCCUGCUAUGGUAUUCCUUCAGCAUAUCCAUAUCCGUCUACAACAAAUGGAUGUUCUCGGCAGAGAAUCUGGACUUCCACUUCCCCUUAUUCACCACCUCCAUCCACAUGCUGGUACAAUUCUCACUCGCGAGCCUGGUCAUAAUAUUCUUACCACGAUUCCGGCCGGGAAGAGACAAGAAUGGUAACAUCAUACCCGCAAAUCCUGAAGGCGAUUCAGGACAAAACCACGAAGCGCAUCGCUACGAACAGGUCGGAUCGGAAAGCAGGCCCCGCCAACAGCCACCAAAACCACCUCUCAUGACCAAAUCCUUCUACCUCACCCGCAUAACCCCCUGCGGCAGCGCCACAGCCCUGGACAUCGGACUAGGAAACUUCUCCCUCCGCUUCAUAAGCCUCACAUUCUUCACAAUGUGCAAAUCCUCCGUGUUGGCCUUCGUCCUCCUCUUCGCCUUCAUUUUCCGCCUCGAGCAACCCACCAUAAAACUCUGCCUCAUCAUCCUCCUCAUGACAGUCGGUGUAAUCCUCAUGGUGUCCGGAGAAGCAGCUUUCAACGCCUUGGGUUUCAUUCUUGUAAUGACAGCAUCACUCUGUUCUGGAUUCCGGUGGUCUCUAACACAGAUCUUACUCUUGAGGAAUCGAGCAACGAGUAAUCCCUUCAGUUCGAUUUUCUUCUUGACGCCUGUCAUGUUUUUUGUACUAUUCAUUCUGGCUGUUCCAAUUGAAGGACCUCGAGCCGUUCUGGUGGGGCUGCACGAUUUGACGGAAGCCAAAGGAACUUUUGUUGGCAUCCUACUUCUACUCUUCCCAGGAUGUCUGGCAUUCAUGAUGGUCGCGGCCGAAUUUGCGCUUUUGCAGAGGACAUCAGUGGUCACACUCUCCGUUUGCGGGAUCUUCAAGGAAGUGUUGACGAUCAGUGCGGCGAGCGCGACGUUUGGUGAUGAGCUGUCGCCAAUUAAUGUUUCCGGGCUCAUUGUCACCAUCGCGAGUAUUGCUGCGUACAACUGGUUGAAAUAUUCAGGAAUGAGCAGGGAAGCCAAAGAUGAGGCACAUGCAAUUGUGUCAGCCGCAGAAGCGGAUGUACAGACCGGGAAGAGGAGCAGCAUAGAGCAGGCGGAUGAGUUCGCAAUUGGAAGAGACAGCAUGGGCUCGGAAGCUGGAGGUUUGAUGCGAGAUUCAUUGCAUUUGGCUACAGAUCACGACCGAAGUCGAGGGCCUCAGAGGAAUGAUAAUCUGAGGAGUCCGACGAAACGGCCAGAGGAUUUAGAGUAGGAAUGUACUAGUAUAUGCAUAUGACGACGAGCCGUAUUCAAACGGCCAUGAUUGACACAAGACACAUUGUCUAUUCCGUUGCGGUGUCACACG